AUGGGUCAAAUAGCACAACAAUUAGCCUCGAGUUCUCAAGCACAAGGUGCUCUACCAAGUGAAAGUGUGACAAAUCCUAGAGAGCAUAAUAAUGUUAGUGUUAUGACAACGAGAAGCGGUAAAUCUCAUGAAGUCCUUGAGGAGAAAGCUGAAGAUGAAGAUCAAUUGCUUGAAGUAGAUCUUGAAAUCAAGGAAAAUGAAGUUGUGGGGGAAGAAUUGGUUGCACCUAAACAAGUGGUGAAAGAAAAAGUCAUUGAACCAAAACCAGUCAUUAAGCUUCCCUUUCCCGCCAGAAACAAGAAAAAGGGGAAACAUGAGAAAAACUUUGAGAAGUUCCUAGAGUUUUUCAAGAAGCUAGAAAUCAACAUUCCGCUUUUGGAAGCACUUGAACAAAUGCCUACCUAUGCCAAGUUCAUGAAGGACAUCAUUUCUAAGAGGCAUACCAUUGAUACCAACCCGAUUAUUCUAACCGAAACUUGUAGUGCUAUUUUGCAGGGUAUGAAAAUUCCAACGAAGAAGAAGGAUCGAGGAGCUGUCAUUAUCCCUUGCAUCAUCGGAGAUAGGUCAUUCAAAAAAGCUCUUACUGAUUUAGGAGCCAAUGUGAGUCUCAUGCCACUAUCCAUUUACAAGAAACUGGGUAUAAGGGCGGUGCAAGAUACCAUGAUGACACUUCAAUUCGCCGAUCGUCAAGUCAAGAAACCUUAUGGGAUAGUUGAAGAUGUUCUAGUGAAGAUUGAAAAGUUUGUAUUCCCGGUGGAUUUCGUGAUUCUAGAAAUGCCUAAGGAUGAAGAAAUUCCUCUCAUUCUUGGGAGACCCUUUUUAGAGACUGGAAGAUGCUUGAUCAACAUAGAGGAAGGUACUAUGACUUUGAAGGUUUAUGAUGAGGAAUUAAAAAUUGAUGUUCGAAACACCAUGAAAUACAAAGAUGAUAUUGACACUAGUCAUACAAUAAAGGUUCUAGAUCAAGUGAUUACUUAUGAUAGUCCUUUGAAUGCACCGCAGUUACCUUUGGAAAGAGUGUUGAGUUUGUCCAUUUUUUACGGUGAUAAGGAAGUGGACAACGGAGAAUCAGAAGUGUUGGCCAUGAUGAACGUACAACCCCCUUGGAAAGGAUUUCGACCAUACCGAUGGGAAGAUUUACGACUAUCUCAAUCAUGUGAGGAGAAUAAAGAGUCCAAUAAGGGGACGGAGUUAAAACAACUUCUCGAGAAUCUCAAAUAUGUCUUCCUCAAUUAUGAAGCCAAACCGCUGACCACUCUAUUAGUCAAGGAUAAGACUUUUGUGUUCGAUGAAGAAUGUGCCACAACUUUUGAGACGUUAAAAAACAAAUUAGUAUCAGCACCAAUUGUAAUUUCCCCAUAUUGGUCUCUCCCGUUUGAGAUCAUGUGUGAUGCUAGUGAUAUUGCUGUAGGGGAAGUUCUAGGACAGCGGUUCUACUUGUGGGAUGACCCAUUCCUGUACAAGAGAGGAGUAUAUGGGCUAGCCAGAAGAUGCGUCUCGGAGGAGGAACAAGGGGAUGUGCUUAGAGCUUAUCAUGACUCAGAUUAUGGAGGAUAUUUUAGUGGUGAUAGAGCAGCAGCUAAAGUCCUUUAG
Molecule: messenger RNA, 1593 nt
Organism: Lathyrus oleraceus (garden pea)
Lineage: Eukaryota; Viridiplantae; Streptophyta; Magnoliopsida; Fabales; Fabaceae
Exons: 3
Coding region: 1-1593 (530 amino acids)
Source: RefSeq, a predicted model, not a curated record